UAAAAGACUUCAAAAACCAGCAUAAAGGACAAAAGUGAAGUCCAAUCCGACUGACCCAGCCCCAAUUGAAUUACAGGUAACAGAGCAACGACUUUUUAAGCUUUAACCGUUGAAUCUCCAGAUUUUCAGUUCUCACAAUCUCAGCACGAGAUCUAAGGGAAAUCAGACAUGGAAAAGGUGAAGGAACUCCUGCAACUAGACAAAGAAGCAGAGGAGACAGUGUCACGACUCACUAUUCACCCCCACCGAGUCGGUUACGAGCGUAGCUUCUACAACGAUUUCGGCUUACGCGGCAUCCGUGUCGACAAGGUCGAGCCUGGCUUCGUUUCCUGCACUUUCAAAGUUCCUCCUCGCCUCACCGAUAAAAAUGGAAAUUUAGCAACGGGAGCAAUUGCGAAUAUUGUGGAUGAAGUCGGUGGGUCAGCGGUCUUUGUUAUUGGUGUUCCUAUGAAAGUUUCAGUGGAUAUGUCCAUUUCGUUUCUGGGAACUGCUAAGCUCGGUGAUGAGCUAGAGAUUACCUCAAAGGCAUUAGGAGAAAGAGGAGGAUAUGCAGGAACACUUGUUCAUAUCAGAAACAAAGCAACAGGGGAGUUAAUUGCCGAAGGUCGUCAUUCCUUGUAUGGUAAUGAAUCUAGCAAACUCCUGUUUGGUAAUCAAUCUAGCAAACUCUAGUCCACUGCUGGAUGCCGUACUAUUUUACUAAACUCAAUGCUUUCUUGGAAGCAUGGCAUGUGAUAUGAGUUAUUGUAACUUGUUGGAUGCCAAUCCGAUAUAUUAUAUGCAAAAUUUUAUAUGAGAAAGAUAUGUAAAUUUAUUUUAUUUAGAAUUAUCCUAAACUUAUUUAUAAAAAGAUUAUAUUUUGUUGAUUAA
Molecule: messenger RNA, 870 nt
Organism: Gossypium raimondii (Peruvian cotton)
Lineage: Eukaryota; Viridiplantae; Streptophyta; Magnoliopsida; Malvales; Malvaceae
Exons: 3
Coding region: 169-672 (167 amino acids)
Molecular function (GO): fatty acyl-CoA hydrolase activity
Source: RefSeq, a predicted model, not a curated record